Molecule: messenger RNA, 3684 nt
Organism: Saccoglossus kowalevskii
Lineage: Eukaryota; Metazoa; Hemichordata; Enteropneusta; Harrimaniidae
Product: pecanex-like protein 4
Cellular component (GO): membrane
Source: RefSeq, a predicted model, not a curated record
AUGGGAAACGGGGUGCCAUUACUGAAUGAUUAUAAGCAAGAAUUUUUUUGGAAGAGAUUUCCGCAGACAGUGCUUGGAGGUCCCAAGCUACGGCUUGGCUAUGAUGCUCCUGUGUAUGUGUAUACUAAUCAAGUGGUCAUAUUUCUUAUACCAUGGAUUAUUGGUGGACUGCUCUCAUUAUUUGUUGAGCUUGACUUUUUGAAAGAUUAUGCCGGUUCUGCUGUUUUCGCUGCAAUUAUGUUCAUUUACGUACUGCUUAUCCAACUGAUUAGUUUAGGAAUACGAAGUAAACAGUCAUCGGUGAUAAAAAUCACUAAUCAAAAUAUUCUAGCAGAGGAUGAUGAAAUUGAUUUUGAGAGCUGCUGUGGAGUGGAAACCUUAGAAUUUAUUAUUCCUGGGAAGAAAUUCAAAGUGAAUGUUUUUUUCCAUGCUUUAUUCUCUGCUGUUAUGUGUGGUAUUGGGCUGUGGUAUCUACUGCCAUCUACGAGUAAUGCUUUAUACAAUAACACUGCAGUAACUGUAAUCCUCUUCAUUUUCGGUUGGAUUACAUUAUGUAUUGCACAAUAUUCAUUAACUGUUGCACCACCGCCUGAACCGGCUGUGUUUCGUACAACUGAUCCGUAUGAAAUUACACCACUAAUGAGGCCGUUCUAUGUAUUCCUGUUUGAAGUAGUCUUUUUAGUAGCCAUGUUCUAUUCUGACUUCUACAUGGUAGACUGGGUUUUACAUAUCCUAUUCCCCAUUUUACCAGUGUUCUGGAUUUUGGGGUGCCUACCACCUGUUGAUGCUCUGUUGUCAUGGACAUGUGAACAAAUACUAAUAUUCUUAUUAGGAGGCACUGCUAUGGCAAAUGAUUUAAGACUGUUUUGUAUGUUCCUUGUCUCAAUCACAGUGUUUGUGAUUGUAUUUCUCAUUGCAUUUUAUACCAACAAUACAAUGGCGAUAGUUUUGACGGCAGCCUGCACAGGAUACUUACUGAGUCUGGAUCUGCCAAACCUGGCUAGUCAGUUGAUAUCAAAGUGUAGAAAAAGACCUACCAUCGAACACAAACCUGUAGGUUUUGGAUGGAGUACAGGUUGGAAGGAGUGUCUUGUAUAUUUUGGAAUGUUUUUAGUUGUUGGUGCCAUCAGUGGUGUGUGUUCUAACAGCAUCAGUAGUUCCAACACGAGUAUAUAUAAUGCCUUGGGCUAUGCCAUAAUGGGAUUAUUGGUAUUGGCUAAGCUAUUAACAGAUGCCCAGCUUGUGUUUGUUGGAUUUGGAUUAUGUAGAAAUCCAUUGUACCCAUCAAGUACUCAGAGUAUGGUGCCAUACCAAAAGAGGAAAAAGGUCUUACAUGGAGUAGGUUAUAUUAGAAGAAUUAUUUUAGAUGCAGUUGGUCCAUUGGUGAUGGUAGCAUAUUUAUCAUUAUUUAUGAUUCCAAGUACCAGCUCCAUUAAUACUUUUAGUUUAUCUCUUGCUACAGUCAGAGCACUGAGAUGGUGUUGGCAGAGUACAACGCACUCUCUGCUAGAAAUCUCUAUUGUUCAUCUUAUCAACAUGGCAGUUGGUGUAACAACUGGUUGGUGGUACGAUCUUGGAAUGGGAUUACAGCUUUUGUUAAUUGGACUGAUUCGUGAUCGUUUCUAUCAGCUGUUGGAUCAGCUCUAUUUCAUAUUUGCUGUACUUAUUACAUCAUACUCAGAAAAGAAGCAAAGACGUUCUUCCACCAUUCCUAUGAUCAUUGUAUCUCUGUGCAUAUUUCCUAUUAUUCUGGCAGUCAUGUUUACAUGUGUUGCACUAUCAGCACCUCUCUUACCGCUAUUUACAUUACCUGUAUUCAUACUUGGUUUUCCUCGUCCAUUGAGGUCUUGGCCAGGACCUGUAGGCUCUUCUGCUAAUAUUUGCCCGGAUACAGUAUAUUAUCAACAAGUAACACCCCAGCUUGUAUCAUCUUUAAGAAUGUCAAUUGCAAGUGGUAGCCUAGGCGAUGUGAACAGUGGAUGUCACUAUCUACUCAGAUUUCAAGAUCGCAUGGUGUGGCUGCAGGUAUUAGAAAAAGGAUAUGGCUAUUGUACUUUUUCUGUGAAAGGUUUAGAGAUGCAAGAGACGUCAUGCCACACCGUAGAAGCAGGCAGAGUUGAUGAAAUAUUUGAAACUGCAUUUGAUAAUGAAAGAGGCGGUGCAUGUUAUCUCAACAGUUAUCCUUUUCAUACGCUGACAGCUUUAGAUGCAGUACCAGUUAACACAUACUCCGAUGCCAGGAAUGUACUCACUGGUAUUAUUGACUCACGGGAAACUUUAGCUAAUGUUGGCAAGUGCUUUCUACAGAGUCUAGUUUGGGUCAUGCUCCAUCAUAAUGUGCAGAAGAGUCAGAAGAGACAGGAUACACAGAAUGGUACAGCAGUUGAGAAGCAUGAUACAAGUCAAACCUCUCUAGUCCAUCACGUGAACACCCCUGACACAGUCCCGGAUACAUGGACAAGCAGAAAAGACAGUGGUAAACCAGAGAGUGUUAAAACCAGACCCCAGUCUAGGGCCAAGUCAGUAAAAUCAUGGAAUUCCUCGUUUGGUAGUUUAGAUAGCUGGGCAGAUGACAAUGAUUCUUUAGCUUUAGAUACCAUAGGUGACAAAACUAAAAAAGUAAAUCUUCUUGGUGGCCUGGAAACACACAAAAAAGAACCUACGCGAAAAGAAGCAGAACUUCCAGGGUUACUCACCAAUCUGAAUGAUGACGACAACAUGGAUGAUCUGUUUAAAGAACUUGAUUUUGGUAUGCCAGCAAUUGAUAAAAGUAUUGCCCAAAAACAACAACACAGUUUUGGACUUCCAGCUUUGCAUUCCAAUAGUGGUAUUAAGUUAGCUGGGUCUAUACAGUUCAGUUCACCAUAUUCAUCAAAACUAAGUCUCCCUCUGAAGUGGAGAGAAAUACCCAUAGAAAGCAACAGAAUAGCGUCGUUGCUGAAGGACUUUCCACAAGAUUGGUUUAAGCAUGUGCUGACAUUACUAGAUUUAUCAACCAGCAACAAGUCGUCAUCAGAAGUUGCUGCGGACAUUGCAAAUGACAGUGUGCUGUCCGAUACUUACAGACAAUUAGUCAUGGCAUGCUAUGCAGUGGUAAAUGUAUUUGGAUUGACAGGGACUGAUGCAGUGUCAAUGGGAGCUAGUCAUGUCUAUAGAACAUAUACUGGUGAUGUGCCAUGGUCACCUAGUUUAGAUUGGUUGACUGAAGAUAGUGAACUUUUAGAACUGGUGCUUAAAGCUUACAGGUUUGGUUUUAAGUUGGCUUAUGAUCAAGCAGUAUUGGGUGAGAUUGAAGGGACAGAUGAAUUGGUUGAAUAUUUACAAGAGUAUGAAAAUGAUUGGUACAUUGGAUGUGAGAAAGACAAGGAGUGGAGCAGUGGAGUCCUUCAGGGAAAAAACAAUUUAUUUUCUCUCAUGUACGACCCAGUAGAUGGUGUUUACAAUGGUAGAGUAUUAUCAAAACAACCUGUGAUGGCAUACGUAGGGAGGUUAAAUGCUGAAGUUAUACGUGGUUAUUGGGCAUCUCUAUCUCAAGAACUAUUCUACUACACCAAUGAUGAUGAAGAGAGAUACAGCAUCCAGGCACAUCCUGUAUUACUACGCAAUCUCACUGUACAGUCAGCUGAUCCACCUUUAGGAUACCCCAUCUAUGCAUCACCACCAAUAUCUAUUCCUACUUUGUAA